AUCUUUGCUAGCGCAAGCCAUUCAGUUAGUCAGUAAACGUUAGAACGUCGCGUCGAGCGGAAGCCGGUUUGUCUAGGACGGAGGACCUUUCGCCGAAUCGGUUCAUUGAAGUAUCUCCCUGAUAGCGAUUUUUGACGGAAAAGCGACGAACAGGUGUUUCGGAAGUUACUGUAGUUAUUGACGACUGUGCCGCGGCUAUUGAUAACACGUCUCUUUUCGGUUACCACGAGGAGGAGGAAUUCGCUCGCUCAAUCGAAACGUGAGUCUGCUGCCGGCGUGUGUAAACAAAACAAAACAAGCGCGAUAACGCGGAGUAUCAACAGCAACAAGCUACGGAAAACGGCCGCUUGAAGAGUCAACAACAGUAGAUCAGUGUCCAAUUAAUUACCGUUUAUCACUUGCCUAGAUGAGCUGUGCACAACGAGUACAAUUAUAAUUAAAAACAAAUCAUCGGGCGGCUGACGGACGACGGUUUGUUGCGGGCUAGUUAGUUGCCGGAUUUGUUCGUACAUUUUAAUUAGACGAUUGCGAUAAGGUUCGCAUCGCAAGUGAGUGGUGGUUUAAAAGAAAAAGCAAAAUCUUGUUGCAGCACUUGAAAAAAAAACACCAUCCGAUCUAAAAGAAUGCUAUAAUUGUUCAAAUAUUUGGCUAACCCAAAAGUAAAAACAACAUCAGAUAGAGAUAAAUGACACUUAUAUUUUUUCCUGCUUCUGACAUCUGGUGGUGGUGAAGAAUGCGUCAAGUGUCAUCCGAACGAAUGUAAACUGCCACUGCUUGCUGGAGGAAACCGAAAAUUUAUUAGCACUCGGAAACAACGACAACAACAUAGUAGGCCCCGAAAGAGAAGAGUUGAAAAAAGUUAAACCGCAGUGUCAGUUACAGAAGAGAUCAAGUAAAAUCAACAGCAAAAAAAAGUAAAUAACGCGUAUGCUUUCGCGAGUUAUUUUAAUUGGUAAAACAACAACCGCGAGCAAUUUUAGCAACAGCAGUGGUUGCCAUUUCCGAAGUUCAACUUAAAUAGCUUCUUCUCAAGUUGCUAAGUGCGUGUUUGAUGUGAAACAUCGUGAGUGCGAAAGAAAAAAAUACCAGAAAAAAGUUGCAAAUUUGCACCCGUUAUUUGUCUUAGUGUGUGUGAGUAGUGAAUCAACAUUUGAAAUUAAAGCAAAGGGGAGCUGUGCGGGUUGCAAAAACGUCAAAUCAAAGAAGCAAACGUCGACGACGUCGGUGUAAUUCGAUCACAAAACCAAUAGCUGGCCUGAAGAAGACAUCAACCGACCGACCGGGCCAAUUUGGAUCACGCGGAAGGAAUUUCGCACGCCGCAGUUCGACCUCAAAAUAGUUGCCAACAGUAGCCAGUUAUCCAUGAUGACGAUGGACGUCACCAAGCCGGAACCGCCAUCGGGUGCGGCCGGCCUAAGUGGAGGCAGUGUUGCCAGCGUCAAUGGGAAUGGAGCCGCUCAGGCGGCUAGCAUUCAGCAGCAAAGUGGAGCCGCCGUCAAUGGCGCUGGAGGUCCUCAUCAGCAGCUGUGUGCCGGAUGUGGAAAACAGAUUCAGGACAGGUUCCUGUUGAGGGCACUGGAUUUGUUGUGGCACGAGGAUUGUCUCAAAUGCGGCUGUUGUGAUUGUCGGUUGGGCGAAGUUGGUUCCACACUUUAUACCAAAGGAAAUUUGAUGCUGUGCAAAAGGGAUUAUUUAAGGCUUUUUGGCAACACUGGCUUCUGUGCGGCGUGUAACAAAGUGAUACCGGCAUUCGAAAUGGUCAUGCGGGCCCGGAACAACGUCUACCACCUGGAAUGCUUCGCCUGUCAACAGUGCAAUCAUCGAUUCUGCGUCGGAGACAAAUUCUACCUGUGCGAGAACAAAAUCCUCUGCGAGUACGACUACGAAGAGCGGCUAGUAUUCGCCUCGAUGGCGAACCACCCAAUGCUGAAACGUCAAAUGGGUCAACAACAGCAACAAGCCGGUGGUCAACAUCCGGUUCAGAAUGGCAUCGGUCAUCAUCAUCAUCAGCACCAUCCAGGAUCGGCCGCGGCGCAGCAACAACAGCAACAACAACAGGGACAGUCUCCGAAUCCCAACGGACUCAUGAGUCACCUGGUAGCUGCUGCCGGACAGCAGCAACAACAACAACAACGACCCACGGCCGGUGGGGAUCACAACAACAACAGUAACAACCUGGGACCGGGAGGAAUUUCGUCGCCCUUCGGAACGCCGACGCACAUGAAGGCCGCCCUCAGUACGGCCAGUUAAGCUGUUACCCCUAGAAGUUUUCCGUUUAGUUUGUUUUUGUUUACGUUUUUCGAGAGCGUAUUUGAGCUCUUGUUUUUAUCUCAAACGAAUCUCCUGAAUGUGUAAUUAUUAACGAUAAAUACUGGCUGGGUUUUGCUGUUCGGGUUAGAAAGGUUGAAUUGUGUUAGAUUUGAAAUAUAAAAAAUUUCAGUUUGUUUACAAAUUUUUAUGAUGAUAUUCAGCUGAUUUUUAAGUUGAUUUUUUUCGCAGUGUGUAAAUUUUUGUCAGAUUUAGGGUAAAAUUUACCCAUUGACCUGUCGUUUUUUUGAAUGGAAACAUCGAUCUUUGUCUAACGCACUUCAACCUUCAGAAUUCUCAGCAGCAAAAUGUAAACAAAUACUCAAACACAUAAAAAAAAACUAUCAAAACUAGAACAUGUUUGAAAAUAUCAAAAAAACAAUCGCAAACAACGAUGUGCAAUACCAAUGUAAGUUUUCUCAGUGUCCCGAAGGCUAAUUUUCGUUUCCACCUACUUUUGUUAUAUUUAUUUUUUUUCUAAUUAAUCUGUCAGAAUUCAGGAAGAAGUAAAUAAAAAGACACUGAAAAAAACAUUCUCCCACUAAAUAGUCACCCCGUCUCGUAGUUUUCCUCGCGAUAAUUAAUGUGCCAAAUCCAAUUAGCUGCUCGCGCAAUCGAGGGACCCCUCGCGUGUAUUUUGUGAUUAAUAAACUCUGUGAAUUGCAGUCAACAAAAAAAAAGUAGGAUCAUGGGAAAAAAAUGAAAACACAAAAUCAACACAGAGCCAAUCGCUCGUGGAAAAUAAAUGAAUAUUCAACAACGUUUGGUUGCUGUUUGCAAACCGGAGAAAAGUGCACGCGACUGCAAGUUUUCCCCAUCAAUAGAGAAAUUCCCCCCUGGAGGGAUGACAAAAUGGCGCACAACGGCACGUAAAAAAAGCGCAUGACUCCCCGCAUAAAUCAAAUUGGCUCAAUUAGAUGCAACGUGGAUUUUUUUUUUCUCUAUUUAAAUCAUGUGAACGCGUGUUUAUUACGAUUGACACUUCAUAUUUCAUUUUGAGCCGGGCAAACGGGGGGCCUCCUUCGAUUGAUUGCAGCCAGAAAAAAAAAUUAAAUAAACAAAAACAUAAAUAAUGUCAUAACUGCUAGGAAAAUGGGUGGAAAAUCGGAACGGAAUGAAGCGAACUGAGGAGAUUUCUUAAAAGAAAAAAAAAACAACUCGAGAAGUAAUCGAAAGGACUGUACCAGAAAGUGAUUCUCGCAAUGUGAAGUGGCGAAGUAUCGAAACCAUAUUUUGUGCUGUACUGUAAAAAUAUUGUUUUAAGGUUAUGUAGCAGGUAAGAACGAACAAAAUGAAACUCCCUCUGUAAAUUGAUUGCUUGUACAUAUUUAGGUCCAUUAGAGCGAAUAUUUGUUGGUUAUGAAUGCCUGCCAAUUGGGUAGAAUUUUUGUUUAAAAAAAACUGUUUAUUUUUGCAUCAAAAGUGGAAGUAAACACAGUCAAACGAGUAUUAGUUUAGACAUUACUGGUCAUGAAGUAAAUUUCCCAAAACAUGAAAAAACAAUGAAAGUUUUACGUUCCAACAUUUCCAAUCAUAAAAGGGUAAAGUUAAAACAAUAUACAUAAAUGUUUAUAACCAAAGUUUUCUAACCGAAAUCAAUGUUCAGGAAAAUGUAAACAGUAUCCAAAAACAGAAAUAAUCCAAAGUAAACAGUCGAAGUUAAAAACGAAAAACAAACGGUGAAAAAUGAGUAGGAAUAAAUAAACCAAAGAAAAGUACUAAUCACUGUUUUGAAAAGCAAAACAAACAAAAAAAAGUAUCCUAAAUGACACAAAAGUAAACCUAAAUGGAAGUUAGAAAAAUUAUCAAAAAUAAAGAAAAAAAAUUAAUCCAAA
Messenger RNA from Uranotaenia lowii, 4142 nucleotides. RefSeq names its product LIM domain transcription factor LMO4.1 (gene Bx). Gene Ontology annotation, molecular function: DNA-binding transcription factor binding; transcription coactivator activity. The transcript is spliced from 4 exons. Gene Ontology annotation, biological process: positive regulation of transcription by RNA polymerase II. Lineage: Eukaryota; Metazoa; Arthropoda; Insecta; Diptera; Culicidae. The record is from RefSeq and is a predicted model, not a curated record. Gene Ontology annotation, cellular component: nucleus. The coding region runs from base 1363 to 2250 and encodes 295 amino acids.